Mollisia scopiformis is the source of this 1606-nucleotide messenger RNA. Its product is annotated as eukaryotic translation initiation factor 3 subunit L. Gene Ontology annotation, molecular function: translation initiation factor activity. The transcript is spliced from 2 exons. The coding region runs from base 179 to 1561 and encodes 460 amino acids. The record is from RefSeq and is a predicted model, not a curated record. Gene Ontology annotation, biological process: translational initiation. Gene Ontology annotation, cellular component: cytoplasm; eukaryotic translation initiation factor 3 complex. Lineage: Eukaryota; Fungi; Ascomycota; Leotiomycetes; Helotiales; Mollisiaceae.
CAUGGUUUCAAUUUGUAAUGACGUGAUGCUUUUCAUUCACGUCCGCCCAUUCUCGAAUAUACUAUUAAGGCCACCACAAAAGAUAAAGAUUGUGCGCUCUCGGUUAGCCAAAUUUCGAGACUUUUGAACCUAACCCCUCCAACCAUUCCUCUGUCCUUGACACCACCACGAAUACACAAUGAGCGCCUUUCAAAACGGCGGUGCUCCGUCGCGAGCCAUGGACGAGGACUCUGAUAUCGAGGAGGAGGCUCUCGCCGCCGACUACCGCGAGCAAGUUCAGUAUGAAGGCAUGGAAGAGCUGGAACAAGUCAGUUCGAUGAGCAUGGCACAACAGACCGAUGACAUCCAGUCAAGACUUGCGGCAGCAGCACAACCUCUUGACUUCUCAGCUCCUCUCGAGGUCAAGUUUGCUAGUUAUGACAACUACUGCAGCUUGUUCCACUUCAUCUUGAACUCGGACGGUCCAGUCGAUUUGGAACCCCCUUCUUACUACUGGGCUUGGGAUGUUAUUGACGAAUUUAUCUACCAGUUCAACUCGUUCUGCUCGUACAGAAACCGUGUCGCGCGGCAGGGAAACAAUGAAGAAGAAAUUACCAUCCUCCGCGAAGCACCAAACACCUGGGGCUGCUACAGCGUGCUCAACGUCCUAUACUCCCUCAUUCAACGAUCUCAGAUCAACGAACAAUUGGCUGCUAUGAAACGCAACGAGGAGCCUAUGGCAGUGGCUGGCGACUACGGCUCCAAGUCUCUGUACCGAAUGCUUGGAUACUUCUCUAUCAUUGGUCUGCUGAGGGUUCACUGCUUGUUGGGAGAUUUCAGUCUUGCGUUGAAGACUCUCGAUGAUAUUGAGCUCAAUAAGAAGGCUAUGUUCGCCCGGGUCAUGGCGGCGCACUUCACAACUUACUACUAUGUUGGUUUCUCCUACAUGAUGAUGCGCCGAUACGCAGAUGCCAUCCGCAUGUUCAGCCACAUCCUCAUCUACGUUUCUCGAACCAAGAACUUCCAGAAGAACGCUCAGUACGACUCGAUCUCGAAGAAGAACGACCAAAUGUACGCCCUGAUUGCCAUCUGCGUGGCUUUCCACCCAACCAGACUUGAUGAUACUAUCCACACUGCUCUCCGUGAGAAGUAUGGUGACCAGCUCUUGAAGCUACAGCGUGGUGGACCGGAGUCACUUCCAAUCUUUGAGGAGCUGUUCCGUUCCUCUUGCCCAAAAUUCAUUUCUCCUACACCUCCCGACUUCGACAACCCAGAGCUGAAUGUCGACCCGCUGGAGCAUCACUUGGCCAUCUUCAUGGACGAAGUCAAGACGAAUAUGUGGAGCCCAACUGUCAAGUCCUAUCUUCGCCUCUACACAACCAUGGACUUGAAGAAAUUGGCAGGCUUCCUGGAGGUUGAGCCAGAAAAGUUGAGAGGAUGGUUACUGGUGAACAAGCAGAGAAGCAGACAAAUCAGAUGGACGGAUAAUGGCCUUCUGGAUGGUGAAAUAGUCAAUUCUAAUGAUCUUGAUUAUGCCAUGCAAGGAGUAAGAAUUGCACCAUCUUCAGAUAUCACCUGCUAAUCAAUUAUCCUAGGACUUGAUCCACAUUUCCGAAGCAAAGGUUGG